AUGCAGUUUGCCUCCCUGCGCGACAUGCAGCUGCAUGUGCUAUCACACACACAUGGCAAGACACUGCACAGUUGUACAGUAUGCGGAAGAUCAUACACAACACCAUCAAAACUUCAGCGUCAUGUGCGUGUACACAGUGGGGAAAGGCCGUACAUGUGUAAUUUGUGCGGACGCCGCUUUACACGCUCAGACCACGUAAAGCAGCACAUGAAGGUGCACCAGCCGCACAGGCAGAAGAACAUGUGUCGCAUUUGUGGUGUCCGUUUUGCACGAUCCUCACUCCUUGGCAGCCAUCUGCGACGGCACAGUAUUCAUAUGAUUCAUGUAUGUCGCCGAUGUGGUGAAGGUUUCCAGGAGAACGAGGAACUUUUACUGCAUCGGAAGUUGCACAAGAUGAAAAGUAACUUGCGGCCCAAUGGUCGUCGUCGGAGUCGGGGUGCUCCUGUAGACAUGUCAGCAUUAACAAGUGUUCCACCAGAUGACAUCAAUCCAAAAAUGCCAUCAGAGGAAAUCUCUCGCCAGACCCUAUCCUCUCCAGAGAUCUCUCAACAAAGGUUGCCCUCUCCAGAAGUAUCUCGUGAAACAUUGAGUGCACUUAAGGCUGUGAUUAAGAGAGAACCUGGCUGUGCUAAAGAUCAAGAUUCCCGUUACACAAUGAGUCUGCUUGCAAGGAAUCCUGUGGCUGUGGCUCAAUGUCACCCAUUCAUGAAAUAUUCUGAAGACCUGCAAAGACAUGCUGAGUUAGAGCAAGGAGAUGCUGUCACACCUCCAACAUUGAAUGGCAAAAGACUCAGCAAAUGUGACCACUGUGGAAUGUGUAAGACUCACACACAAAAAGGCUUUAAUAAGUUUGCUGAAAUAGGGUGUCCAGAAUUGCAAAAUGGCCAACUGUCUGGGAUACUGCUCAGCUGCCAACUUUCCUUCAUGUACAAAGAGAAAGGCGAAUAA
Molecule: messenger RNA, 948 nt
Organism: Acanthosepion pharaonis
Lineage: Eukaryota; Metazoa; Mollusca; Cephalopoda; Sepiida; Sepiidae
Source: the annotation of a GenBank genome assembly